This is a messenger RNA of Volvox carteri f. nagariensis, 1647 nucleotides long. RefSeq lists its product as uncharacterized. Bases 1 to 1647 code for a protein of 548 amino acids. Lineage: Eukaryota; Viridiplantae; Chlorophyta; Chlorophyceae; Chlamydomonadales; Volvocaceae. Gene Ontology annotation, biological process: protein phosphorylation. The transcript is spliced from 8 exons. Gene Ontology annotation, cellular component: cytoplasm. The record is from RefSeq and is a predicted model, not a curated record. Gene Ontology annotation, molecular function: ATP binding; protein serine/threonine kinase activity.
AUGAACUACGGUCAGCUGCUGUGGGAUUGCUGGGCUUAUGGCUCGUCCUACCUGCCAUUGUGCGGUUUAACAAACUGGGCCGCUGCUUUUCUGCCCUCGCUUGGCGGCGGCGAAAUUAUACCCGUGGGCACCCGGAAAUUUCGUGUCAUUCAAAAGCUCGGCGAGGGCGGUUACGCGGUUGUCUACCUGGUCUCGGAGCUGGCUACAGCGGAGCAUCCGCAUCCAGAUCCGGAGCCGCGGGCUCUUAAGCGGGUGUUCAUCCAUUCCGCCGAGCAGUUCGACGCCGUACAGCAGGAGAUGCUCGUCCACUCCGCUGUACAGCACCAUCCCAACAUCCUACCCCUGCUGGACUACUGCUGCUCCGGAGCGUUACGAACCUCCUCCCCCUCCGCCACCACCGCCGCCACCGCCGCCGGGGACAUGAUGAUUCGGGCGAUGCACCUGCCGACAUCGUCUUGUUCCUCAUCAGUGCAGGCGGUCAUUCGCCCACCCGCACCUCUCCCGCCGCCCCUUGCACCAGCAGCGGCGACGGCACCGCAGCCGCUGCAGUACCCCUCAGCCGCCGCCGCCGCUGCUGCUGCUGACGGUCCCGGCGGCAGUGACAGCAACACGGGAGCCAUGAUUCCGGUUUCCACAGGUGGUGAUGGUGGCGCCUACGGAAUGGUGUCGGAUGCUGGGGGAGGGCAAGGGGGUGGCGAUGAUGGCGGCGGGGGUGGUGGGGCCGACCAGAGGCGUGUGGCGUGUUUCUUGUUUCCCGUGUUCCGUGAGGGCACUCUGGCUUCGGAGCUGGAGCGACUGGGAGUGGGAGCUGGGGGAGGGGGAGGAGGAAGGGGGCAGCAGCAGCGACCGGGUAUGCUGCCGACGGCGGAGGUCCUGUCGCUGUUCGGGCAGCUGGCACGAGCUGUCGCGCACAUCCACGCGCAGGGCUACGCACACAGGGACAUCAAGCCCCUCAACGUCCUUAUUGCCACCACCACCACCACCACCACCAGCAGCUCGGGCCACCGGGCAUUGAAGCACCUCCACCGUGAGGGGGGUCCGGGGAGGCUCUUCCCCACACCGGGGCUGGGGGUGGGGGUGGAGGCGGAAGAUGUGGAGGCGGGGGUGGCGCUGGCUGGCAGCGGGGCCGGGGAGGCCUCGGCCGCAGACUGGGGACCGCGAUAUCGGUGUGUGCUAAUGGACUUCGGCAGUGCCCGGCCUCGGAGACUUGUAGUGAGCUCUCGGAGUGAGGCGCUGAGGGCGCAGGAGGACGCGGAGGCGCACUGCUCCGCCCCCUACCGCGCCCCGGAGCUCUUCGACGUGCCCUCCCCGGCCACCCUGGACCUAGCCGCCGCAGACGUCUGGUCGCUGGGGGCCUCGCUCUUCCACAUCAUGUACGGCGAGCCGCCCUUCCACCGUGCCAUGAACACGGCUGGAGGCAGCUUGGCUCUGGCCGUGAUAAAUUGCGCCAUUGGCUGGCCCCGGGGCCCCGCCCCCGCCUACCUCCCCGAGCUGCACCAACUGGUGCUAACGGCCAUGGCUCCGGAACCAUCCGCAAGACCAUCGGCGGCGCAGUUGGCGGAGAUGGCUGCGGCUCUAGCGCUGAGGGGCCUGUCGGACCCAGCGCACCAACAGCCAGUCGGCGCUACGGGGCCAAACAGGCCAUGA